Jatropha curcas is the source of this 923-nucleotide messenger RNA. Its product is annotated as PAR1 protein. NCBI's taxonomy places the organism in Eukaryota, Viridiplantae, Streptophyta, Magnoliopsida, Malpighiales, Euphorbiaceae. The record is from RefSeq and is a predicted model, not a curated record.
UCUUCUCCAAUAUAACUCAACUCCCUCUAUUCACUCUCUCUCACAAAACCCUCUUUUGGUUGUUUUGUCACUUCUUCAACAAAUCACUAGCUCACAACAAUCUAAUACCUUCCAAUAUCCAUGGCUCUUUUCAGAUUUCCAUUGCUUCUUUUUCUUUCGUCCCUUUUGCUCCGUGUCGCUCUAUGCGAGAUCGACUGUGAAGAAUUGCCGAAGGAUGUGUGUGCAUUUUCCAUCGCAGCAUCAGGAAAGAGGUGUUUGUUGGAGACAUAUGCAAGGGGAGAUGGGAAGGUGGAGUAUCAGUGCAGAACCUCAGAAGUUAUUGUUGAGACAAUGGCAGAUUAUAUAGAGACUGAUCAAUGUGUGAAGGCUUGUGGUGUUGAUAGAAACUCUGUUGGUAUUUCUUCUGAUGCACUUCUUGAGCCUCAUUUCACUGCUAAGCUUUGCUCUCCACCUUGUUACCAGAAAUGCCCAAACAUCAUCGAUCUUUACUUCAAUUUGGCUGCUGGCGAAGGAGCAUUUUUGCCUGAUCUGUGCGACGCAGCCAGGACCAAUCCCCACCGUUCGUUGAUACAGCUAAUGAGCUCAGGGGCAGCCCCUGGUCCUAUUACCAGUGGUGAUUUAUCAACACCAUCCAUUGUUGCUCCUGCUUCGGCUCCCAUGUAAUAGUUAAUGGUUAUGAUUAAAUGUAUUGUGGCUUCGAUAUUAUUUUUAAUUAAUUGCAAAUUAGUGUAAAUCGCGGAUCAGGAAUAAGUGAUUAGGGAGUUCAUCAGAAUUAGGAUCAAUAGGUUAAAUUUGAAAUUCCAUUUAUUGGUGAGGUUUGUUGAGGAUUUAUAUUAUAUUACAUUAUUUUUAUUUACCUUCCAUUGAAGUGUGAUGUUCAUGCUCUCAUUUUAAUAAGUUAUAGACAAACCCACUUCAUUUCA